CUUUGACGUAGGCUACGACAAACACAGAGGACAAAUACAACCUUAAAUUGCGAAUGAAUGAAACUUUCUGAUAGGAAUCUGCUACAAAAGUAGAAAAAUGGCGUUUUGUUGUGCCAUUUCCAAUGAGGUGCCAGAGCAUCCUGUUGUAUCACCAUCAUCAGGAGCGGUAUUUGAAAAACGUAUAAUAGAAAAAUAUAUUCAAGAAAAUGGUGUUGAUCCUAUUAGCGGCAAAGAAAUCAGUGCUGAUGACUUGAUCGAAAUUAAAACACCACCAAUUGUUAAGCCAAAACCUCCAAGUGCUACCAGCAUUCCUGCAACACUUAAAUUAUUGCAAGAUGAAUGGGAUGCUGUUAUGCUGUAUAGUUUCACCCAAAGACAGCAGUUACAAACCGCUAGACAAGAGCUCAGUCAUGCUUUAUAUCAGCAUGAUUCAGCUUGUCGAGUUAUUUCCAGGUUGAAUAAAGAAGUCACUGCUGCUCGUGAAGCCUUAGCAACAUUAAAACCACAAGCGGGCAUAUCAACUGUACCUCAACCUGCACUUGCUGCUGAAGCUGCUGGAAUAGCUAAUCAACCAACAGAACAAGCUGGUAUGAGUGAAGAUAUUAUCAAGAAAUUACAAGACAAGGCAACAGUCUUAACUCAAGAAAGAAAGAAGAGAGGUAGAACGGUUCCUGAGGAUCUUUCAACCCAAGAACAAAUAAGAUCUUUCAAAACAUUAGCUUCUCAUCCAGGUCUGCAUUCAGCUAGUGUUCCUGGAAUUUUAGCUCUAGAUAUACAUAGCCAAGAUACAAGUAAAAUUUUAACAGGAGGUAACGACAGAAAUGCAACAGUAUUUAAUAAGGAUACUGAGCAAGUUAUUGCAAUUCUCAAGGGACAUACAAAGAAAGUGACAAAUGUAAUUUAUCAUCCCGAUGAGGACUUGGUAAUAACAGCUUCUCCUGAUGCAACAAUACGUAUAUGGAAUGUUCCAACAAGUCAAACAACCCUUCUGCUCAAGGUUCACGAUGGCCCAGUAACAGGUCUUUCUCUCCAUCCUGCUGGAGAUUAUAUUAUUUCCACUUCUGAAGAUCAAACGUGGGCAUUCUCAGACAUUAGAUCUGGUCGUCUACUCACCAGAGUUCAAGACGAAAAUAAUGUUGCAUUGACUACUGCACAGUUACAUCCCGAUGGUCUCAUCUUCGGAACUGGUGGGGUAGAUUCCAUUGUUAAAAUUUGGGAUUUGAAAGGACAGAAUAAUGUUGCACAAUUCACAGGACAUUUGGGUGCCAUAACUACAAUGGCCUUCUCAGAAAAUGGUUAUUACUUAGCGACUGCUGCAGAUGACGCAAGUAUCAAAUUAUGGGAUUUGAGAAAAUUGAAGAAUUUCAAGAGUAUUCAGUUAGAAGAAGGAUACCAAAUUAAAGAUUUGUGUUUUGAUCAGAGUGGUACAUACUUAGCAGCAGCAGGUAGCGACGUAAGAGUCUUUCUGAGCAAACAAUGGCAAGAGCUCAAAGUAUUCAACGAUCAUACAGCGGCUGCCACUGGUGUAAGAUUCGGAAAGAACGCCAGGUUCCUUGCAUCAACUUCCAUGGACAGAACAUUGAAAUUAUAUGGGUUAGAUUAAGACACUAUCAAUUAUAAAUUGAUUUUAUUUUAUAUUCAGAAAAAAAUGAUUUGAGUUUUAAAAAUAUUUUGUUUCUUAUUGCCGAUUCUUCUUCGCAUACUCACUAUAAUGAUGGUUAGCUAUAACAUGUAGUACUGAUGUUGAUUUUACAGUUGCCAUCGAGAGCGCAUUUUUAUAACAUUUCAAUAGAGAUUCGUCUUCUUCAAGUGGUUGUAAAUAGUUAUCCAAAGAUGUCAUAAGCUGAAACAAAUAUUGUAAUACUUAAAUUUUUUUGAAAUGGAAGUGAAUGCAGCAGAAUUAGGUUUUUUUUUGGAAAUAUAACGUUACUAUUUAAACCAUUAAAUACAGAAUACUGGACAAUUAAUUGUUAAUUAUGCCUUCUUAAUUUGAUUUGACACGUAAUCUAUCCAUAUCAAAUUAAUUAAGGUAUGGUAAAUUAGAAAUGUAUUCCUUUAGUUAAUCUAAUCGCUCAAGUCUGCAUCAACAUUUCCUCUUUAUUUGUAGUGUAUGUUCGAAAAUAUAUUUAUAAGUGAUGGAA
This is a messenger RNA of Harmonia axyridis, 2141 nucleotides long. It is a transcript of the gene Prp19, whose product is annotated as pre-mRNA-processing factor 19. Bases 98 to 1603 code for a protein of 501 amino acids. Gene Ontology annotation, biological process: protein ubiquitination; DNA repair; mRNA splicing, via spliceosome. Gene Ontology annotation, cellular component: U2-type catalytic step 1 spliceosome; cytoplasm; Prp19 complex. The record is from RefSeq and is a predicted model, not a curated record. Lineage: Eukaryota; Metazoa; Arthropoda; Insecta; Coleoptera; Coccinellidae. Gene Ontology annotation, molecular function: protein binding; ubiquitin protein ligase activity. The transcript has 8 exons.